UAUAAACAAGUUAGCUUUAACUUUGACUUCUUUUUAUAUCAUACAUAUUCAGAUAGAUUGUUCACCUGAUUCGGAUAUAAAGAUGAAUAGUUUAAACAAAUCAUUAAUUGUUGUGUAUAUUAUCUUGAUCAAAGCCGAUUCCUGCGUCUCUCAGCCGAGUUGUUUCGCAAACUGCGCAGCAUGUUCAAAUUCAACCGUGUGCACAUCAUGUGACUCUGGAUACUACUUACGGAAAACUGAGAAAUGUAGAGCGUGCACGUACGUAGGAACGUACUGUGUUGCAUGCAGUAAUGAAACGCAUUGUAACGAAUGUAGGGCAGGAUUCUGGGGCACCACUUGUAUAUAUUUUUGUUCUGAUGGUUGUAACACAGAAACGUGUAACUCGUUUAAUGGGACAUGUACUUGUAGACAAAGGUUUUAUGGACCUACAUGUGGAAACAAAUGUUCGGAAAACUGCCUUACUGACACAUGUGGGGUUAACGGUGAAUGUGAGUGCAAAGACGGGUAUUAUGGAAAUCAAUGUAUUGGAAUGUGUUUUUCUGGAUGUGAGAAAUGCUCUGAUGGCACGUCAUGUUCUGUGUGCCCCACUGGAAGAUAUGGACAACUGUGUGGGAUGCAUUGUGAAUGCGAUGGAAGAUGCGACAUACUCACUGGUGAGUGUAUAAAUGAAAUGUGUCCUGAAACGUGUGCAUCAUGCGGAAAAAGUGAACAGUGCAAUAAGUGUACUAUCGGUUGGUAUGGUGCACGAUGUAACAGCACUUGUUUAGAUAAUUGUAAAGGGGGUUGUGAGCAAUACUCCGGACAUUGCAAUGCAUGCUAUUAUGGCUACUUCGGAAGAGAAUGUGAUUUUCAAUGCAAUUAUUGUCGUAACGGUAACUGUACUCAAGAGGGGGAGUGUAUCUCGUGUUAUAAUGGCUACUUUGGGCUACUAUGUAAUAACAAAUGUUCUGAGGACUGUGUUGGCCAUUUUUGCAACCAGAUAGAUGGAACGUGUUAACAAUAGGUGAAGUGUCCUGUGGAUUGUGUCAGUUGUACGGACAACGUUACAUGCACUGAAUGUAAAAACUCUUUUUACGGCUUUAUGUGUACGUUUAAAUGUAGCAGUACGUGCAAGGGUGGAACAUGUGACAUAGAAUCUGGACGUUGUGAGAAUUGCGAGUUAUCACAUUACGGGGACUUUUGCGAAAAUAUCUGCUCACAAAACUGUGCAGGUUCCCUAACAGAUUUAAAAUGCGACUCAACAGGAAAGUGCAACCGCGGAUGUAUUGAUGGUUUCAUUGGCGAUACUUGUACUUCAGAAGCCGAAAAGCAUCACACCGUUGGGGCGGAAGAAGAAACUGGGUCUGGUUCGGUCAUUGGUGGAGCAGUCGGUGGUGCCCUUGGUUUGUGUGUUGUCAUAACACUGGUGGUAGUGAUGGUAACUAAGGAGAAAGGGGUUCUUAGCCGAGUAUGAAAUACCCGACUCAGAGCCGCGGUCUGGGUUGAGCAUGGAAAGUAAAGACACCGGGGUAUACUACAAUAAUGAAAAUGCCUACUACAAGAAUGUCGGUGGAAAUGUUCAAAAGACAUGAGUAUCUACACCAACAAUUAAAAUACAGUGGUUUUGUUUAUUGAUCUAUAACUUGUCACAGCUGUAUAGUUUCGCACAAUUAAAUAUUGGU
Messenger RNA from Mya arenaria, 1661 nucleotides. Its product is annotated as multiple epidermal growth factor-like domains protein 10. The coding region runs from base 83 to 997 and encodes 304 amino acids. The record is from RefSeq and is a predicted model, not a curated record. The transcript is spliced from 4 exons. NCBI's taxonomy places the organism in Eukaryota, Metazoa, Mollusca, Bivalvia, Myida, Myidae. Gene Ontology annotation, molecular function: scavenger receptor activity.